AUGAAGACCCUGCAGAUCGCUCUUGUGUUGUCCGCCAUUUUGGCCAUUGCCUUCGCUGCAAACGCCAGUUGGGGUGCUAAAUUAUCCAGCAGCAAGCUAGUAAGCACCCAAAACGUAACUGUUCACAAGAAGGCCAAUCAGAAUGUGAGCAGUAAGAUUAUAUUCCCAUUGACGGGCCAGACCAAUACGAAAACCAUUCGGUUCAUUAGCAUAACGGAUUUAUUCACCAACAGUUCGGGACCCUCCUCCACCGUACUAUCUGGAGGUCCAGGCUACACUUAUGUCCAAAUAAAUAUCACGAGCCAACCUUCCCAGGGAAUUAACGUAUCUUGUCAAAUCUGGGCGGAUGCCUAGUAUGUAUGACAAACUUCAAGAACUAAAGGGUUAAAACAAUAUAAAAUCAUGUUUGUAACUUUCAAAACCGAAAUCUAAAUGAAACAGUUUUUAAUAAAUGUAUUCCAAAAAUCAA
Messenger RNA from Drosophila eugracilis, 469 nucleotides. RefSeq lists its product as uncharacterized. The record is from RefSeq and is a predicted model, not a curated record. The coding region runs from base 1 to 354 and encodes 117 amino acids. The transcript has 2 exons. NCBI's taxonomy places the organism in Eukaryota, Metazoa, Arthropoda, Insecta, Diptera, Drosophilidae.